Molecule: messenger RNA, 847 nt
Organism: Aphanomyces astaci
Lineage: Eukaryota; Oomycota; Saprolegniomycetes; Saprolegniales; Verrucalvaceae
Exons: 1
Coding region: 44-631 (195 amino acids)
Source: RefSeq, a predicted model, not a curated record
CCACAAGUCAACUAGCCACCAGCCAAGCACACCGCGACCCACCAUGCAACUGGCUAUUCCCCCCGCUAUUACACUUCCUGCCCUGCGCAUCCAGUCGUUCUACCCAGCGACAUCAUCCAAGUCGGCGCCACCCGUCGUCGCCAUGGUUGCGUCACCGUGCUCGAUCCUUCAAUGCAACCACUUUGCGAAGAUCCAAGGCCAUUGCCUGGCCCACUAUCGAUCGAUUCUUGUCCAACAUCCGAACUCCCCGACCUUUGACACUACUCGCCCCAACAUCAGCAGUAGCUAUGACGACGCCAUCACUAGCCCGUCGCGAACGUCCAACGACGCGAAGAAGUUGAAACUCAAAAACCGCAACCGCAAAUGCCGCACUGAUUCGUGUGUGUCGUACGCCCGCAGUGGGGGAUACUGCACACGCCACGGCGGCGGGCGAAAGUGCAAAGUGGACGGAUGUGGCACCGCGUCACAGACCGGCGGCUUCUGCAGACUCCACGGCGGCGGCUCGCGCUGUCGCAUCGCCCACUGCGACCAGUUUGCUCGCAUUCGCGGCCUGUGCCUGCACCACAACCGCGUCACCCCCGACGACAACAAAUCGACAACAUCGUCGCACGACGACCAAAACCACGUGUAAACGCUAGCUUUGGUGUUGUAGUUGUAUUAAUGAACGUUAUUUAUCACAUCCCUCCCACCUAUUUGUUGGUUCUAUGACCAAUACGUACAUACCGUCGUCGUCCACAACGACAGGAUUGUUGAUUGAGAUAUGUUACACUAUCGUUAACAUGGCCACAACCACAGACAGGCAUUGACCGGCUUUGUGACCACUUCAGUAGUAUACACAGCAUAACGU